Messenger RNA from Ilyonectria robusta, 1530 nucleotides. RefSeq lists its product as uncharacterized. NCBI's taxonomy places the organism in Eukaryota, Fungi, Ascomycota, Sordariomycetes, Hypocreales, Nectriaceae. The coding region runs from base 120 to 1217 and encodes 365 amino acids. The transcript has a single exon. The record is from RefSeq and is a predicted model, not a curated record.
UCUUCAUCACUCUCAGUUCAUCGAUCCCUCUUCCAGCUUUCAAGUCACUCGUUUGACCAGCCCUUCAUUCACAAACCAGUCAUUUAUUCGCUAUUUCAAGCAAUCCCAACAUCGCAACAAUGAAGUACAACACCAUCGCCUUCGCCCCCCUCCUCGCGGCUGUCGCCGAUGCCACCAGCCUGCUGUCUCUCGGUAUUGACAUCAGCCUGCCCGGUGGCCUCUCUCUGCCCGAUGAGUCCGUCGGCCCCACGGGCGAGCCCCGUGCGGACUGCAUCAACGUCUGGCACCCUCCUCACCACGGCGUCGACAUUGACGACUGUGACAACGACUCUGAUGAGCACUGGCAUUAUGUCCACCCAGGCACCAAGUACCCCGAGCAGGAGCAGUACGCCUGGACCACCAAGACUGUCCAUGCCACCAAGAUCCAUACCGUGACCGACUGCCCGGCCUAUGUCACCGACUGCCCCAGCCAUCACACCUAUGUCACUACGGUCGAGGUCCCUGCCACCACUACCAUCUGCCCCGUCCCCGUCAAGGAGGUCUACGAGGCUCCCACCACCAAGGACAUGUACGAGGUCCCAACUACUAAGCCUAUGUACGAGGAGGUCCCGACCACCAAGCCUAUGUACGAAGAGGUUCCUACCACCGAGGCCGAGUAUGAGGUCCCCUCCAUCACCAUGUCCUAUGAGAAGCCCGAGGAGACCUCCACGUCAUGCCCCCCUGGCGAGACCACCGAGAUGUACCCUCCUCCCACCACCAAGGUGUACAAGGUCUCCAGCGUCACCCACCCGUACAUGAAGCCCGAGACCACCUCGCGCCCGCCUGGCGAGGAGACCUACCCAGUCCCUGCCCGCAGCUCCACCAGUUGGAUCCCCAACGUGCCCGAGUACACCACCCCCGCUGUCAUGACUCCCGGCUACGUUCCCCCUGCUGCCGGAACUCAUCCGAUGGUCUGCCCGGGCCCUGGUUGCCCUUCCAAGUCCGUCCCCGGCUACGCUCCUCCUGCCGUCGGCACUUCUUCUAUGGUCUGCCCCGGCCCCGGCUGCCCUCCUUAUCCUACCGAUGUUCCCACUACCAUCAUCCCCGUUGUCCCCGAGAUGCCCACUGAGGGUAUGCCCACCCCGACUCCCACGAUGCCCGUCGUUGUUGGUGGUGCUGUCCGCAACGCUGGCGGUCUCUUCGCCGCCAUUGCGGCCGUUGCUGCUGCCCUCGUCUAAAUCUCAUAUUUCUCACAUUCUUUUCAGCUUCUCAAGAUGGAUUACGUAUUUACGAUGUAAUGCGGUUCUGGAUUGAGAGGAUUGGUGUUCUGAGAGCUAGAGACUUCUCUUUCUUGUAUGGGUGCUAUUUGUGGAUCUUCGAUUUACGGAGAUGAUUGGUGGUGUACCUAUAUUCUUGAUACAUAUUCUUUCGUGCUUAAUAGCAAGGCACCCCUAAUGAUUGUUCCUGGCGCUAGCCGAUGUGACUAAAUAUACCUCGAAGCUACAGAUAAUUGUGAGCAUGAGAUUGGCUUGUUUAUGACGAGACGAGAGA